This is a messenger RNA of Drosophila subobscura, 1362 nucleotides long. RefSeq lists its product as uncharacterized. The coding region runs from base 399 to 1022 and encodes 207 amino acids. Gene Ontology annotation, cellular component: mitochondrial outer membrane; nucleus; mitochondrial envelope. The record is from RefSeq and is a predicted model, not a curated record. Gene Ontology annotation, biological process: positive regulation of apoptotic process; mitochondrial outer membrane permeabilization. Lineage: Eukaryota; Metazoa; Arthropoda; Insecta; Diptera; Drosophilidae. The transcript has 5 exons.
UAAUUUAGUCAAAAAAGAGAGCGCUUCGGCUAAACAUUGGACAAAGUUGCAAUAUAAAAAAGUGCAAGUUGUUAGCUGGGCUAUAACGAAAAACAAUAACAUCGAUCAAUCAGUGCACAGACGGAGAAUCAGCGCCAAACAUAAAGUAAAACGCAUUUUCUCACGCAUACAUUAACACAAAAAGCGAAUACACACACAUAAGCAGGCAAAGCAGUGCGAAUAAUAAUAAAGGGCCCACAGAAGUCUGGCAAAACAAGGAGAAUAAAUUAAAGUUGAAUUUAAUCUGACUAAAUACCAGCGGAGAACGAGUUUGUAUCUUUCGGUGUACAAGUGUUGAACACUCGGAACACAGAAAGCCCUAUCGUAUAGCCACACACAAACACAAAUACCUAAACAAAAUGUCUACGACACCAAAAUCGACUGAAGAUUUGCUGGGCGAAUCUUGGAUUGAACUGAGCACAACUGCUGCCAUGGCCGGUAUCAAGAGCCCCGACAGAAUCACACCGUUGCCGUUCAACAAUGGGGAGGAGUAUCUGCGCUUGUUGCGCGAGGCACAGCGCGAAUCGAACCAGUCGAGCCGUGUGGUCUCGCUGGCCAGCUCUCGUCGUGAUACGCCCCGAGACAGCCCCAAGAGCCCACCGAACAGUCCACAAACGGAACUCUGUCCCGACGAUGAGCUGAGAAACGUCUACAUUAACUAUUGGACAAAGGCUGGCGAAAAACAGAACACAGACAAUGGAGAUUGGCUGCAGAACUGGAAUCGUGGCACAGAUGAACAGCCUCCCAAAAACUGGAAGUUCGAGUCUGUCCAUAAGUCUGACAAUGGCGACGAGGAGGAGAAAAAGAAGACUACUGGUGGCUACUCCAUACGCUUGAAGCGCUUGGGUGCCCAGUCUCUGUUCUCCCGCGAAAUCCUCUACUCGCUGUUGUUCACCAAUGUCCUGUCCUUGCUGCUUGGUGCCGGCUUUGGAUUGUGGCUGAGCAAGCGCGGCAUACUCCUCACCCGCGUGGUCAUUGACUGAAAGACGCCAUAAACAAAAACAAAAAACAGAUACAGCAACACACAGAUUUAUAAACGAUUUCAAUCUAUCAUUAUGCACAUCAAUCGAAGAACAGAAACAGAAACAGAACAUGAAGCGUUCCAUUUACAAACAAUCGCCAAACGUAUUCCAGCUCAUUUGUAUUUUUCGACAGAGACCAAUCUGUGUAACACUUUCUCGUAACAUAACAUUGUAAUUUGUAAGCCAUCAUGUUAAGGCAAACGUCGAGGAGCGGGUAUAACAGUUUAACAGAUUUUUUAUUACAUUACAUAUUUUAUAGUUUUAUAUAUAUUAAACACGUUAUAUGUAUCUAGGCGGCAAA